Pectinophora gossypiella (pink bollworm) is the source of this 3698-nucleotide messenger RNA. RefSeq lists its product as uncharacterized. The transcript is spliced from 3 exons. The record is from RefSeq and is a predicted model, not a curated record. Lineage: Eukaryota; Metazoa; Arthropoda; Insecta; Lepidoptera; Gelechiidae. The coding region runs from base 1064 to 3379 and encodes 771 amino acids. Gene Ontology annotation, molecular function: nucleic acid binding.
AGGAGCGAGACGACGACAUCAAGACGCUGCGAGAAAGAACGAGCUGCAAGAUUUAGUGACGUGUGUGUUGUGUCAUUCGUUAAUUUGCCCCCGCGCAACGGAGUUUCCGGAAGCAUUUCGGCUUUGUUAGCCAUUUUGUUUUAUUGUCAUUCUAUUGUUUUAUUGCGUGUUAACGUAUUUAAGAAUUUUGGAGUUCAUAUUGUUAAAAAUACUGUUUCAACUGUUUAAAUUUAAUAGUUCUAUUGCAAAUUUGUUACUGACGUAUUUGGGUGGUUUCAAUAAUGGAGCAAGGAAGCGAUUUAAAAGGCCUGGUGGCCUCCCGAGGCCAUGUAAAGAGUUCCAUAACUCGCAUGUAUAAUUACGCACGGGAAUUACAAUCGGCGCCAGAUUCAAAUGAUGAGAAAACGGAAAACGUGUUCGAGGUUGAAGGCCGAUAUUAUGACACCAUAACCGGGCAGCAGCUCUCGAGACCCUCGGAGAAAGCGCGCCAGCAUCUUCUGUGCGCCGCAACAGCCUAGUAGCUUCAAAAAAUAAUGCUAAUAAAAAUAAUAAUGAUAUCAUAAAGCCCAUUAACUGUAAGUAUUGCAACUCACACAGUCAUAAACUGCAUCAAUGUCCAAGUUUCAAGCUUGCUGAGCCCACUAAACGUAACGAGUUUGUUUGCAAACAUAAAUUAUGUAAAAUAUGUCUUAAUGAGCACCUAAAUAAAAAAUGUUUUUUCACUUUUAAUUGUGCUAAAUGCAAGGGUACGCACAACACUUUGUUGCAUGAGGAUGUUCCUCAAAGCAGUGAGCAGAAAGUCAGCUUAUUAGCUAAUAAAAAUGAUAAUGUUUUAUUGCCCACAGUUAGGGUUAAAUUAUAUAAUAAGGACGGGCUGCCAAUUUACGCACGUGCUUUACUUGACUCAGGGAGCCAAGUCUCAUUUGUUUCUUCUGAUCUUGCUGAUCAAAUAGGUUGUAAGUUACAGCCUACUAAUGUUAAGGUUACAGGUGUGUGUGAUGGUUCAAAUAUUUCAACACAACAGACCACAUUAGACAUCAAUUCUACUACAAACGAUUUUAAAAUGUCAUUGACUUGCCAUGUAGUAAAAAAUAUUACAUCUGACAUGCCACAAUUUUUGGUACAAAAACAUAAAUAUCAUUUUCCAUCCUAUGUUAGGCUGGCAGAUAAUGACUUUGAUACUUGUGACAAGAUUAGCAUUCUCCUAGGUUGCGACAUAUUUUUUCAGGUUCUACUUCGUGACCAGAUUCCGGUUGUGCCUGGGAAGCUAUUCCUGCAAAACACACGCUUCGGCUUUGUGGUCGCCGGGAGGGUUCCUGCCUACGCACCUACAUCUUCAUGCUUGGCUUCUAACUUUUGCACAACGCAAUCUAACCUCUCUGGCACAAGUAACGAGUUUAUUCAACCUCAUUGUCACUUAGACAAAAUUGUUUCGCAGUUCUGGCAAACAGAAAAAGUACCUGAAGUUUAUACUGAAGGGGAAACUGAACAACAGUUAACUGAACAAAUAUUUAAAGAGUCUGUUGUUUUACAUGAUGACAAGUUUGAGGUGGCUUUACCUCUCAAACAAGAUAUUAAUAAAUUGCAUUUGGGUAAUUCUCUUUCAUGUGCAUUGAAACGAUUUCAUAACUUGGAAUUAAGAUUUAAAAAGGAUGACACUUUAUUUAAAAACUAUAAAGCAUUUAUUGAUGAAUAUGUAGAUUUAGGCCAUGCCAAAUAUAUAGAUGUGUCUGAAUAUGAUUUGGAAGAACAGGCAGUGUUCUUUUUGCCUCAUCAUCCAGUUUUCAAUGAAAACAGUUUAACUACACAAUUAAGAGUAGUAUUUGAUGGUUCAAUGCAAAGUUUGUCUAAAAUUUCACUUAAUGAUGUCUUAUUAAAUGGGCCUGUUGUGCAGAAUGAUCUAUUUAGCAUUCUUAUAUUGUUUAGACUUUACAAGUAUAUUUUAAAUUGUGACAUGACAAAAAAUGUUCAGAUGUAUAAACGUGACACCAUCACACCGCCAAUUGCAAACAUAUUGUGGAGGCCGGCUUCAGACAGUGCUAUACAGUGUCUGCAACUUCAGACUGUCACCUAUGGUCUAAAAAGCUCCUCAUAUUUAGCCACGCGUUGUUUGGUUGAGUUAGCUAACCGGUAUAGGGAUCAGUUUUGCCUGGCUUCCGAUGCACUAUUGCAUAAAACGUAUGUUGAUGACAUUUGCUUAUCUGAUAAUGACUUAGGUCAACUUAUAAAAACAAGGGACGAACUUAUUCAAUUGUUAAAAAAAGGUGGCUUUUCACUGCAUAAAUGGUGUGCAAAUAAUAAUUCAUUGUUACAGGACUUACCAUUGUUUAAUGAUUGUUCAAAAAUUGAUAAAAUGAAAAGAAUUGUUGCAUAUAUCUUUACAUUUGUUAAAAAUUGUAAAAGUAAGAAAGAGGAUAGGAUAUGUGGUAAUUUAAUGCCUAAAGAGUUGGACUUUGCUUUAAAAAUCAUUCUUAAAAAUGAACACAGAAAGUUUUUCAGUCAAGAAAUUAAUGUUUUAAAAUCUAAACAACCUUUAUUGAAGUCCAAUCUUAAAGCGUUAAAUCCCUUUCUUGAUAACAUGGAUAUACUCCGUGUAGGAGGUAGGCUCCAUUAUGCUGAUAUUCCAUAUUCAAAAAAGCAUCCCAUUAUAUUGCCUAAAGGUUCUAAAAUAGUUCAUUAUUUAAUUAAAAAGGAACAUGGAAUAUUAUUGCAUGCUGGACCCAAGCUUGUUUUGACUAAUUUAAGUCAAAUUUACCACAUUGUAAAUGGUAUAAGAGAAGUUAAGCAUGUCUUGCAUAAAUGUUUAAUUUGUUUUAAGUUAAAGGCUAAGAAUGCUGAACAACUUAUGGGUUCACUUCCAUCUGACAGGGUCAACCCUUGUAGAGUUUUUGAAAAAGUAGGUAUUGACUAUGGGGGCCCAUUUAAUGUAAAAAUGUUACGUGUUAGAAAGCCAGUUAUACAAAAGGCAUACAUACUUAUUUUUGUUUGUUUCAUAACAAAAGCUAUUCAUGUAGAAUUAUGUACUGAUUUAACUACAGAUUGUUUUCCAAAUGCUCUUAAGAGAUUUAUUUCUCGAAGGAAUAAACCUUCUAUUAUAUAUUGUGAUAACGCUAGUACCUUUAAGUGGCACAAACAAUAUAUCAUUCAAUUACAAAGUAGGCCUAAAUGGAGAAAUGUUUGUUAUAAUAUUAAGGUUGGCUCUUUAGUCAUAGUUAAAGAGGACAAUGUAGCCCCACUGUUGUGGCCUAUGGCUAGAGUAGUAGAUGUUUUUCCCGGGGCUGAUGGCAAAGUGAGAGCACUUUCCAUUAAAACUUGUAAAGGUUCUAUAGUGAAAACUAGUAUUCACAAAGUAUGUAUCUUACCUAUAGAUAAUGAGUAAGAAUAAUUUUAAGUUUAAAACAAAAAGAACAAAUAAUUUAUUUUCAAGUUUAUAUUAAAAACUAGUUGCUUAUUUUUCAUCAUAAUUAAAAAAAAAAACAAUUUUGUUCAUCUUUUUACUUAAUUUAAACGUUUGUACUUUUUAAUCUUUGUUCUUUUUGCCGUGUUGCGGAAUAUGUGUAGUACACACUAAAAUUUAUUUUAUUAUGGCAACACCGAAUUCCAUUCCUCCUUCUACCCUUUAACCAUCAUGGCGAUGGGUGUUGCAUUUUCCACUUUUUGUAAAAUUUAAUUAAUACAGUCCAUUUCUAAAUAUUCAA